This is a messenger RNA of Drosophila willistoni, 500 nucleotides long. Its product is annotated as ATP-dependent (S)-NAD(P)H-hydrate dehydratase-like. Gene Ontology annotation, molecular function: ATP-dependent NAD(P)H-hydrate dehydratase activity. The transcript has a single exon. Gene Ontology annotation, biological process: metabolite repair. Bases 96 to 437 code for a protein of 113 amino acids. The record is from RefSeq and is a predicted model, not a curated record. NCBI's taxonomy places the organism in Eukaryota, Metazoa, Arthropoda, Insecta, Diptera, Drosophilidae.
GUAAUUUCAAUCGUUUAAUUUUCCCAAGUGAAAAAAAAACACCCAGAAUCCUUACUUCGGGAAUAAUUUUAUGCAUUAAAAAAAAAAAAAUAAUUAUGUCGAAAAUAGUUGAGAACCCAGUUCUAAUGCCGAAUAUGUUGAAACUCCUUCGAACCCUUGUACCAAAAUUGACAAAAGAAAAAUAUAAAGGACAGUAUGGUCGAAUAGGGGUUAUUGGUGGUUCUGCGGAGUAUACAGGAGCGCCUUACUUUGCAGCUAUAAGUUCAAUGAAAGUUGGUGCGGACUUAGCUCACGUCUUUUGCCAAUCGAGUGCCGCCACCGUUAUUAAGUGCUACAGUCCUGAUAUAAUUGUACACCCGGUGUUAGAUAAGGAGAAUGCUGUAGACAUGAUAAUACCGUGGAUUGAACGAUUACACGUUGUUGUAAGUUGUGGCUAAGAUGUAUAGCAAUUGUUACAAAUUCAAGUACAAUGAAGUUUAUUCUGUUUGGUUUAACAUUAA